Molecule: messenger RNA, 890 nt
Organism: Acomys russatus (golden spiny mouse)
Lineage: Eukaryota; Metazoa; Chordata; Mammalia; Rodentia; Muridae
Gene: Lep
Product: leptin
Exons: 3
Coding region: 169-672 (167 amino acids)
Biological process (GO): negative regulation of appetite by leptin-mediated signaling pathway; response to insulin; activation of protein kinase C activity
Cellular component (GO): extracellular region
Molecular function (GO): peptide hormone receptor binding; hormone activity
Source: RefSeq, a predicted model, not a curated record
CCGCGGAGUGGGGCGGGAGUUGGCGCUCGCAGGGAGUCGGGCUGGCCCGGCAGUUGCGCAAGUGGCACUGGGGCAGCUAGCUAUAAGAGGGGCAGACAGGCAUGGAGCCCCGGAGGAAUCCCCGUGCCAGCAGCUGCAAGGUCCUGGAAGAAGAUCCCAGGGAGGAAAAUGUGCUGGAGACCCCUGUGCCGAUUCCUGUGGCUUUGGUCCUACCUGUCCUGUGUUCAAGCUGUGCCUAUCCAGAAAGUCCAGGAUGACACCAAAACUCUCAUCAAGACCAUUGUUACCAGGAUCAAUGACAUUUCACACACGCAGUCGGUUUCCGCCAAGCACAGGGUCGCUGGCCUGGACUUCAUUCCAGGGCUUCACCCCAUCCUGAGCUUGUCCAAGAUGGACCAGACUCUGGCUGUCUACCAACAGAUCCUCACCAGCCUGCCUUCCCGAAAUGUGCUGCAAAUAGCUAACGACCUAGAGAACCUCCGGGACCUUCUCCAUCUGCUGGCCUCCUCCAAGAGCUGCUCCCCGCCUCAGACCAGCGGCCUGCAGAAGCUGGAGAGCCUGGGCGGUGUCCUGGAAGCCUCGCUCUACUCCACAGAGGUGGUGGCUCUGAGCAGGCUGCAGGGAUCUCUGCAGGACAUUCUUCGACAGCUGGACCUUAGCCCCGAAUGCUGAGAUGUCAGGGACCACCAGCCUCCCAGGGAUCAUGUUGAGGGAAGAAAGCUUGGCUUCCAGGCGUCUUCAGAAGAAGAGAGCCACAUGUGCACACGGCUCCUCCAGGACUCCGUCCACUUCCCUCACUCCUCUAGACCACCCUUCCAAAGACAUGACUCCACAACGCUUGACUAAAGACAGACGUGCACGGGCUCCACGAGCUAACUAGGAGGGGCCAG